AAAACAAACAUCCAAACUAACACCGAUCUCCAAAAUCAAACCCCCAAAUCCCACCAAAACUUCACUCCUUUCCUUCCCCCACUACACUCACUCUGUGUUUUUCAAGAAAUUCUCCAAACCCCAUCAAUGGCGUCCUCCUUGAUUUCCUCACCAUUCACAAUUCCCAACUCCAAACCCUACUUCCUCCACUCCUUCCUCCCCAAAAAACCCCCCCACCCCUACCCACCCUACCCCACCCCCCUCAAAUGCACCGCCGUCGCCGGCGGCCCCGGCAACGGCCUCUUCACCCAAACCUCCCCGGAACUCCGGCGAAUCAUACCUCAAAAAUCACAAAACCUCCCCACCAUCAAAAUCGUCUACGUCGUCCUCGAAGCUCAGUACCAAUCCUCCCUCACAGCCGCUGUCCAAACCCUAAACCUAAACCAAAAUCAAAACCAAAUCCCAGCCAAUUUCGAAGUUGUCGGCUACCUAGUCGAAGAACUCCGCGACGAAAACACCUACAAAACCUUCUGUCAGGACAUCCGCGACGCCAACAUCUUCAUCGGAUCCCUAAUUUUCGUCGAGGAAUUAGCCGUUAAGGUCAAAAACGCCGUCGAGAAAGAACGGGACCGGCUCGACGCCGUUCUCGUCUUCCCCUCCAUGCCCGAAGUCAUGCGCCUCAACAAAUUAGGAUCCUUCAGUAUGUCCCAGUUAGGUCAAUCCAAAAGCCCCUUCUUCCAAUUAUUCAAAAAAAAAAACAACUCCGGAUUCGCCGACAGUAUGCUCAAACUUGUCCGUACAUUACCAAAAGUCCUCAAAUAUCUGCCCAGCGACAAGGCUCAGGACGCGCGGCUCUACAUUCUCAGCCUCCAAUUCUGGCUCGGCGGCUCGCCGGAAAAUCUUAUCAAUUUCGUUAAAAUGAUCGCCGGAACAUACGUUCCGGCGCUCAAGGCGGCGAGGAUCGAAUAUUCCGAGCCGGUGCUGUUUUUGGACAGCGGCAUUUGGCAUCCGAUGGCUCCGAAUAUGUACGACGAUGUUAAGGAGUAUCUGAAUUGGUACGCCACUCGCCGUGACGUCGCCGACCGGAGUAAGUCGCCGGCCGGAGCUCCGGUGAUCGGAUUGGUCCUUCAGAGGAGCCACAUUGUCACCGGCGACGACGGCCACUACGUCGCCGUGAUUAUGGAGCUCGAGGCCAGGGGCGCUAAGGUCAUUCCGAUUUUCGCCGGCGGAUUGGAUUUUUCCGGGCCGGUCGAACGGUACUUUAUUGAUCCGAUUAGUAAGAAGCCAAUGGUGAACUCGGUAAUUUCGUUGACGGGUUUCGCGCUCGUUGGGGGGCCGGCGCGGCAGGACCAUCCGAGGGCGGUCGAGGCGUUGAUGAAGCUCGACGUGCCGUAUAUUGUGGCGUUGCCAUUGGUGUUUCAGACGACGGAGGAGUGGCUGAAUAGUACACUCGGGUUGCACCCGAUUCAGGUGGCGUUGCAGGUUGCGCUCCCGGAGCUCGACGGCGGGAUGGAGCCAAUUGUUUUUGCGGGACGGGAUCCGAAAACAGGAAAAUCGCAUGCUCUUCAUAAAAGAGUCGAGCAGCUCUGCACGCGAGCGAUCAAAUGGGCCGAGCUGAAGAGGAAAUCGAAGACCGAGAAGAGGCUAGCGAUCACCGUCUUCAGCUUCCCUCCCGACAAAGGCAACGUCGGGACAGCCGCGUACCUAAACGUCUUCUCAUCGAUCUAUUCUGUCCUUAAAGAUCUCAAAAACGAUGGGUACAAUGUCGAGGGCCUUCCCGAGUCCGCCGACGCCCUAAUCGAAGACAUAAUUCACGACAAGGAGGCCCAGUUCAACAGCCCGAAUCUCAACGUCGCCUACAAAAUGAAUGUCCGCGAGUACCAGAACUUGACUCCGUACGCCGCCGCCCUCGAGGACAACUGGGGGAAGCCGCCCGGGAAUCUCAAUUCCGACGGCGAAAACCUCCUCGUCUACGGGAAACGGUACGGGAACGUCUUCAUCGGCGUCCAGCCGACGUUCGGGUACGAAGGAGACCCGAUGCGACUCCUAUUUUCGAAAUCCGCCAGCCCCCACCACGGAUUCGCCGCCUUCUACUCGUUCGUCGAAAAGAUCUUCGAAGCCGACGCCGUCCUCCAUUUCGGGACCCAUGGAUCGCUCGAGUUCAUGCCGGGUAAGCAGGUCGGGAUGAGCGACGUUUGCUAUCCUGACAGCCUUAUCGGGAACAUCCCGAACGUCUAUUACUACGCGGCGAACAACCCGUCGGAGGCGACGAUCGCAAAACGUCGGAGCUACGCCAACACUAUCAGCUACCUUACGCCUCCGGCCGAGAACGCCGGGCUGUACAAAGGGCUGAAACAGCUCAGCGAGCUAAUCUCGUCGUACCAAUCGUUGAAAGACACGGGCCGCGGGGCUCAGAUCGUAAGCUCGAUUGUCAGCACCGCCCGGCAAUGCAAUCUUGAUAAGGACGUCGAUCUCCCGGAGGAAGGCGUCGAGAUCUCGAUGAAAGAGCGGGAUCAAGUCGUCGGUAAGGUUUACGCCAAGAUCAUGGAGAUCGAGUCGCGGCUGCUCCCGUGCGGGCUUCAUGUCAUUGGGGAGCCUCCGUCGGCGAUGGAGGCCGUUGCCACGCUCGUUAAUAUUGCUGCGUUGGAUCGUCCAGAGGACGGGAUUUCGUCGCUUCCGGGUAUUUUGGCCGCGUCGGUGGGUCGGGCGAUCGAAGAGGUCUACCGGGGCAAUGACGCGGGUGUGCUCCGUGACGUUGAGCUCCUUAGGCAAAUAACCGACGCCUCGCGGGGGGCGAUCACCGCAUUCGUGGCGCGGACGACGAAUAAGAAAGGGCAGGUUGUCGACGUUGCCGAUAAGCUGACGUCGAUUCUCGGGUUCGGUAUCAACGAGCCGUGGAUGCAACACCUGUCGGAGACGAAGUUCUACCGCGCGGACCGGGAGAAGCUCCGGGUUCUCUUCCAGUUCUUAGGCGAAUGCUUGAAGCUCGUCGUCGCCGAUAAUGAGCUCGGAAGUUUGAAGCAGGCGUUGGAGGGGAAGUACGUCGAGCCGGGGCCGGGCGGAGACCCGAUCAGGAACCCGAAGGUUCUGCCGACGGGAAAAAAUAUCCACGCGUUGGACCCUCAGGCGAUCCCGACGACCGCCGCGAUGCAGAGCGCGAAGGUCGUCGUGGAUCGGUUGCUUGAGCGACAAAAGGUCGACAACGGUGGGAAGUAUCCGGAGACGGUCGCGCUCGUUUUGUGGGGGACGGAUAAUAUCAAGACGUACGGCGAGUCGUUGGCGCAGGUGCUUUGGAUGAUCGGUGUGAUGCCGGUGGCGGAUACGCUCGGACGGGUGAAUCGGGUAGAGGUGGUGUCGCUCGAGGAGCUCGGGAGGCCCCGAAUCGACGUCGUUGUCAACUGUUCCGGUGUUUUCCGCGACCUCUUCAUCAAUCAGAUGAACCUCUUGGAUCGGGCGGUGAAGAUGGUGGCGGAGCUCGAUGAGCCCGAAGACCAAAACUACGUAAAAAAACACGCGUUAGAGCAGGCGAAAACGCUCGGCGUCGAGGUUCGGGAAGCCGCAUCCCGAAUUUACUCGAACGCGUCGGGUUCGUACUCCUCAAACGUGAACCUCGCCGUCGAGAAUUCAUCGUGGAACGACGAGAAGCAGCUGCAGGACAUGUAUUUGAGCCGGAAGUCGUUCGCGUUUGACUCCGACGCUCCGGGCGCUGGGAUGACGGAGAAACGGAAGAUCUUCGAGAUGGCGCUAAGCACAGCCGACGCGACGUUCCAAAACCUCGACUCGUCGGAGAUUUCGCUCACUGACGUCAGCCAUUACUUCGACUCGGACCCGACGAACCUCGUCCAGAACCUCCGGAAAGACGGGAAGAAGCCGAGCGCGUACAUCGCCGACACGACGACCGCUAACGCUCAGGUUCGGACGUUAUCGGAGACGGUGCGUCUCGACGCGCGGACGAAGCUGCUGAACCCGAAGUGGUACGAGGGGAUGCUGUCGAGCGGGUACGAGGGGGUUCGGGAAAUCGAGAAGCGGCUGACGAAUACAGUCGGGUGGAGCGCGACGUCGGGGCAGGUCGACAAUUGGGUGUACGAGGAGGCGAACACCACGUUUAUUGAAGAUGAGCAGAUGCUGAACCGGCUGAUGAGCACGAAUCCGAACUCGUUCCGGAAGCUCGUGCAGACGUUCUUGGAGGCGAACGGCCGCGGCUACUGGGAGACGUCGCCGGAAAACGUCGAGCGCCUCCGGCAGCUCUACUCGGAGGUGGAGGACAAGAUCGAAGGAGUCGACCGUUAGAGGGUCGGAAGAUUCGAGAUCCUCGUACGGUGUCGAAUACUAUUGAGUGUUGUAGUAAGUAAUAAAUGCUCUUCCUUUUGUAUCGUUGUGUUUAAAUUUUUUUGGAGGGGUUGGGAAUUGAUUGAAUGAAUGGAUUGGGUGUCGUUUGUGCA
This is a messenger RNA of Andrographis paniculata, 4421 nucleotides long. RefSeq names its product magnesium-chelatase subunit ChlH, chloroplastic. The coding region runs from base 127 to 4269 and encodes 1380 amino acids. The transcript is spliced from 6 exons. The record is from RefSeq and is a predicted model, not a curated record. NCBI's taxonomy places the organism in Eukaryota, Viridiplantae, Streptophyta, Magnoliopsida, Lamiales, Acanthaceae. Gene Ontology annotation, biological process: chlorophyll biosynthetic process. Gene Ontology annotation, molecular function: magnesium chelatase activity. Gene Ontology annotation, cellular component: chloroplast.